GAGGGAGGGCGUGGGGAGGCAGGCGGGAGAGCACGCUGCCGGGUCCUAUCUCCGCCUUCGCUGCCUCCCAGACGGGAAGUGAGUUCUCUGGCGCACGGUGCCAGCGAGCCAGUGAGAGGGACCUGCAGUCACCUGCUUGAGGAGCAAAAGCAUGGCGGCCGCCAAGGUGGCUUUAACCAAGAGAGCAGAUCCAGCUGAGCUUAGAACAAUAUUUUUGAAGUAUGCAAGCAUCGAAAAAAAUGGUGAAUUUUUCAUGUCUCCCGAUGAUUUUGUCACUCGGUAUUUGAACAUUUUUGGAGAAAACCAGCCUAAUCCAAAGACCGUGGAGCUUUUAAGUGGUGUGGUGGAUCAGACCAAAGAUGGAUUGAUAUCCUUCCAAGAAUUUGUAGCAUUUGAAUCUGUCCUGUGUGCACCAGAUGCUUUGUUCAUGGUGGCCUUCCAGCUGUUUGACAAAACUGGCAAAGGAGAAGUUACUUUUGAGGAUGUUAAGCAAGUUUUUGGACAGACUACAAUUCACCAACGUAUCCCUUUUAACUGGGAUUCAGAGUUUGUGCAGCUGCAUUUCGGAAAAGAACGGAAGAGACACCUGACGUACUCGGAGUUCACUCAGUUUUUGCUGGAAAUACAGUUGGAGCAUGCAAAGCAAGCCUUUGUGCAAAGGGACAAUGCCAGGACUGGAAAAGUCACAGCCAUUGACUUCCGAGACAUCAUGGUCACCAUCCGCCCCCACGUCUUGACACCUUUUGUAGAAGAAUGUCUAGUAGCUGCUGCUGGAGGCACCACGUCCCAUCAAGUCAGCUUCUCCUACUUUAAUGGAUUUAAUUCACUCCUGAACAACAUGGAACUCAUUAGAAAGAUCUACAGCACUCUGGCAGGCAACAAGAAAGAUGUCGAGGUGACUAAGGAGGAGUUUGUUCUGGCAGCUCAGAAAUUUGGUCAGGUUACACCCAUGGAAGUUGACAUCUUGUUUCAGUUAGCAGAUUUAUAUGAGCCACGGGGCCGGAUGACCAUAGCAGACAUUGAACGAAUUGCUCCACUGGAAGAGGGAACUCUGCCCUUCAACUUGGCUGAGGCCCAGAGGCAGAAGAAGGCUUCAGGCGAGUCGUCUCGACCCAUUCUCCUGCAAGUUGCAGAGUCGGCCUACAGAUUUGGACUGGGUUCUGUCGCUGGAGCUGUGGGAGCCACUGCCGUGUAUCCUAUCGACCUUGUCAAAACUCGAAUGCAGAACCAACGAUCAACUGGCUCUUUUGUGGGAGAACUUAUGUAUAAAAACAGCUUUGACUGUUUUAAGAAAGUGCUACGCUAUGAAGGCUUCUUUGGACUGUAUAGAGGUCUGUUGCCACAGUUAUUGGGAGUCGCCCCAGAGAAGGCCAUAAAACUUACAGUGAAUGAUUUUGUGAGGGAUAAAUUUAUGCACAAAGAUGGUUCGGUCCCACUUGCAGCAGAAAUUCUUGCCGGAGGCUGCGCAGGAGGUUCCCAGGUGAUUUUCACAAAUCCUUUGGAAAUCGUCAAGAUCCGUUUGCAAGUGGCUGGGGAAAUCACCACUGGUCCCCGAGUCAGUGCUCUGUCUGUCGUAAGGGACCUGGGGUUCUUUGGGAUCUACAAGGGUGCCAAAGCAUGCUUUCUGAGGGACAUUCCUUUCUCGGCCAUCUACUUCCCGUGCUAUGCUCAUGUGAAGGCUUCCUUCGCGAACGAAGACGGGCAGGUCAGCCCGGGAAGCCUGCUGUUGGCGGGUGCCAUAGCCGGUAUGCCGGCAGCAUCGUUAGUGACCCCUGCUGAUGUUAUCAAGACUCGAUUACAGGUGGCCGCCAGGGCCGGCCAAACCACUUACAGCGGCGUGAUGGACUGCUUCAGGAAGAUACUGCGGGAGGAAGGCCCAAAAGCUCUGUGGAAAGGAGCUGGCGCCCGUGUGUUUCGAUCCUCACCCCAGUUUGGUGUGACUCUGCUGACAUAUGAAUUGCUGCAACGCUGGUUCUACGUCGAUUUCGGAGGAACGAAACCCGUGGGAUCGGAGCCAGUUCCCAAAUCCCGGAUCACGCUGCCCGCUCCCAAUCCCGAUCACGUUGGGGGCUACAAACUGGCAGUUGCAACGUUUGCAGGGAUUGAAAACAAAUUUGGACUCUACUUACCUCUCUUCAAGCCAUCAGCACCUACCUCACAAGUCACUCGUGUCGGCUCCUAGGAGGGCCGACCUUGGGACGUUGCCACGGCUCUGGCGUUACACGGGUAAAGAAUACCCCGUCUCGGACUGAAGCAAUAUUUCAUUCCUUUCAGGUCCAUCUCUUGUUCAGAUUCAAGUCCAGGCUUUUUUAUAAGGGGAAAUCAUUCAUUUGCUCUGUGUUUUCUUUACCAGAUCACUGUAAAAUUAUUCAUAAUCUCUGUGGGCAUCUGCUUACAAACCUCUGUUUGUACCUGACAUUUGCUGGGAUUUUUUUGGUCAACACCCAUGAUUUGGGAGAAAGAGCAAAGCUGCACAGAAAGUAGAGCUUCUCUCCUUGGAUUGGGGUCGCAGUCCCACAGAGGCUACCGAGAGGUACUCAGUGUUCCGUGGGCCUGUAAACUGGUAAGAAACUGGAAGCCAGGAAAAGGGUCAGAAAUAGCCAGCUUAGCCUGGCUUCAGAUUUUAAAUGUGCACUAAUUCUGCUUCUGGAUUAUAUUAUAAAGCUUUUAUUGGAAAUACAGUUGUUUUGUUUUUUUGGUAAUGAAAACCAUAUUGAAGAUAUUUAAUAAUCGCAUUAUGUUACUGAUACCAAGACUACUAGUGAGAAGGCUUUGUCCUUUAGGGAACCCCACUUGGCGUUUUACUACAAAGAGAAGCCAUGAGCUGAGCCCCACUUCUGGGCAUGCGAACGCUGGGUGGCCUCUCGUAGGCUGCGCACGUGCUGGUUACUGCCUGUCGCAACGAACACUAGAAAAGUGCACGCCCCCAUUGGUGCCUGUCCUGGGCCCCUCGCAGUUGGCACCCAAUUGAUUUAAAAUCCACUUUAUCUUGAAUCAUGUAAGACACAUAUACUCUACUGUAAGUUUUUAUUUAAUUUGUGGGGCCUUGCAUAAUGGUCAGAAGAGAAGGCUUGUGUGCUGGUGAAGAAGGAAAUAAACUAUUUUUAAAGCUA
Molecule: messenger RNA, 3113 nt
Organism: Phyllostomus hastatus (greater spear-nosed bat)
Lineage: Eukaryota; Metazoa; Chordata; Mammalia; Chiroptera; Phyllostomidae
Gene: SLC25A13
Product: solute carrier family 25 member 13
Exons: 18
Coding region: 152-2182 (676 amino acids)
Biological process (GO): malate-aspartate shuttle; aspartate transmembrane transport; L-glutamate transmembrane transport
Molecular function (GO): L-glutamate transmembrane transporter activity; calcium ion binding; L-aspartate transmembrane transporter activity
Source: RefSeq, a predicted model, not a curated record